Guyanagaster necrorhizus is the source of this 398-nucleotide messenger RNA. RefSeq lists its product as uncharacterized. The transcript has 3 exons. NCBI's taxonomy places the organism in Eukaryota, Fungi, Basidiomycota, Agaricomycetes, Agaricales, Physalacriaceae. The annotation marks the transcript as partial. The record is from RefSeq and is a predicted model, not a curated record.
GUCAUCGAGCGGCCCAUCGGGGUCAACGACAGCAAUGACGGGACCCUCGUACCCUCAGCUUCCAUGGUGGAUCGUGCCUCCGGAGCUCCCUCCACUGCUCCAUAACCCAUGCCCCGUCGUGCCCCGUCGUCACCACUACAACCCCGAGCUGGCUCACUGGCACCAAAGGAGAGUCGUCGGUUAUAUUCAUGCCCCAUGCGCAUAUGUAGCGAUGUCCAGUUGUAUUUGUUCGAACCCUGCAAGCCCAUCAAUUCGAAGUACGUUUUGUGUCAGAUGUGUCGACGGGCAGAGAUGACGGUGCCAUUCGCCGACUGGUCUUCCUGUCAUUGGCCGCUCUUCGCCAAAGAGAAGCCAGCAAACAACGUCAGUAUUUGCUGGUAGUGGUGGUCGAGAGAAAG